Molecule: messenger RNA, 417 nt
Organism: Parnassius mnemosyne (clouded apollo)
Lineage: Eukaryota; Metazoa; Arthropoda; Insecta; Lepidoptera; Papilionidae
Source: the annotation of a GenBank genome assembly
AUGAGUUAUGACCCUUAUCAUCCUUAUCAUUGGUGUAUUGUGCCUGAAUGCAAAAAUACGAGCAUAAGAACGCCGGGGAAGUUAUGGAUUCAAAUUCCAAAAGAUGUAAAUAUGAGAAAUAGUUGGUUAAAACUAGCAAGAAGAGACCCGAAGACAUUGUCUACAAAAUCUAUACUUUACUUCUGUGAAGAUCACUUUGAUCUGGAAAAUGACAUGGAGAAUUACACACGAUAUAAGAUUAUGGGUUCUGUAAAACGAAUUCAAAUGAAAUCGAACUGCACGCCAUCGAGAUUCGAUUGCCAGGUAGACAGAAAACGAAAGUCUACACCGAACAAAUCUCUGCAUUCCUUUAUUAAACGGUCUACAAUUGGGGAGAUUGAAGAGACCAUGGAAAAAGAGGAGAAUCAUGUUAAAUAA